AUGAUAAUCUAUUUUUCUCUUCUCGUUCCUGUCGUUUUUCUAUAUUUGCGGUCUCGCAAGAAUCAGGCGCUAGAGUUUCCUUUCCCCCCGGGACUUCCCCUGAUCGGAAAUUCAUUCCAGAUCUCGCUCCGGCCGCAUAUACAGUUUGUUCAAUGGGCCCGGCAGCUCGGCGAGGUAUACCGCGUACGUCUUGGCCUGGCAGACUGGUACAUACUCAACUCUCCGGAAGCCGUCAAAGAAAUUUUGGACAAACAGUCUGCCGUGACUUCCUCACGACCACCAUGGCCAGUUCUCUCCGAUGCUUUGUCAGGUGGCUUAAGAUUUCUCUUCAUGCCGUAUGGGUUGAAGUGGCGGCGCCUACGAUCUGUAGCACAUGGUCUUUUAUCCCCUCGGGUAUCAGCAACAUUUCAGCCGUCGCAGGAGUUUGAAGCCAAACAAUUGAUACAUGAUCUGUCAACAAGCAAUCAGAACAAAUCAGAUUUUUAUAUGCAUAUUCGUCGGUAUACUGUUUCAGUACUCAUGACUUCCACGUAUGGGAAAAGGAUACCAAGUUGGGAGUGCGAUGACGUCCGCGACAUAUAUCAGGUUGUCAAGGAUUUCUCCGACGUGUCCUCUCCAAGGCGAAUGAAUGUUGCGGAUGGAAUCCCUCGUCUAGCUGAGAUUCUUCCAAUUCGGCUCCAAUGGUGGAGGAAUUCCAUGAAGCCAUUAUUCAAGAGACAGGAAACCCUUUGGAUGAGAUUGUGGUCAGAGCUUAAAGCAAAAAUUGAGGCUGAAGAAGCUCCCGAUUGUUUUGUUAAACAGUUCAUUGAGACGCAAUAUCCAAAAAUGGACAUCACCGAGCUCCAAGCUGCAUUCUUGGCAGGGUCAUUGAUAGAAGCCGGAGCAGAGUCGACCUCAUCGGCAAUUAAUAGCUGUAUGCUGUACCUCUCUGCUCAUCCGAGGAUACAACAGGCAGCACAUGAUGAAAUCGAUAAGGUGGUUGGACAUUCACGUUCACCUAGUUUCGCCGACGCCAACGACCUUCCUUAUGUCCAUGCUAUCAGUAAAGAAAUCCUUCGCAUUCGUCCACUCGCUAGCUUAAGUAUACCGCACUACACAAUGGCAGAUGUCUGCUACAAAGGGCGCAUCAUACCUCAAAACAGCAUCGUAGCGAUGAACCAAUAUGCAUUGCACUACGAUCCUUCCUUAUUUCCUGAGCCAGAGUCAUUCAUACCGGAGAGACAUCUCCGCAAUUUGGACAGUCUAGCCGUGAGCACUGCCCUAUCAGAUUCAUACGGCCGUGACCAUUGGGACUUUGGUGCAGGACGACGCAUUUGUCCCGGGAGACACCUAGCGGAGAAUAGCAUGUUUAUAACAAUUGCCAAGAUCCUAUGGGCCUUCAAACUGGUACCCCCAGGGAAGGUGAAUCUCUCCCAUGGUGCGUACGAGGCGGGCACUAUGACAAUCCCUAAGCCUUUUGCUGUUGAGUUCAUCUGUCGGAAUCAGAGGAUUGAACAGGUAUUGAAAAAUGAGUGGGAAACAGCGGUGACUUCGAAGGCAUAG
Messenger RNA from Penicillium manginii, 1542 nucleotides. RefSeq names its product cytochrome P450. NCBI's taxonomy places the organism in Eukaryota, Fungi, Ascomycota, Eurotiomycetes, Eurotiales, Aspergillaceae. The transcript is spliced from 3 exons. Bases 1 to 1542 code for a protein of 513 amino acids. Gene Ontology annotation, molecular function: iron ion binding; heme binding; oxidoreductase activity, acting on paired donors, with incorporation or reduction of molecular oxygen. The record is from RefSeq and is a predicted model, not a curated record.